Molecule: messenger RNA, 3778 nt
Organism: Closterium sp. NIES-65
Lineage: Eukaryota; Viridiplantae; Streptophyta; Zygnematophyceae; Desmidiales; Closteriaceae
Source: the annotation of a GenBank genome assembly
AUGCGGCUGUGGAGGAAUUCGCCGAAGCUCGGAGGAGAAGGCUCAACCCAAAGUGGAACAAAUGUGAUUCACAGCGACGAAACCAGACACAAAAGCGGACGAUAUGACGAUUUAUUUGGACGCAUAUCUCUGGAAGAAGGCACGACCCCUUCGGAUUGGUUAUAUGACCCAUUCAACAAUCAAGAGCUACGCUCUUCAAGCUCUACGAGUCGAGGAUUUGGAGGGUCCCCUUCAGUGGUCAGAAGACUAAGCAUGACUAAUAAGGAAGAGACGACAACUGUGAACAACGAUGCAUCAGCGUCCAGCAACAUUACAAUCGAGUCGUCCAUACCUUCGAUUCAAGACCGGAAGCGAGAUAAGGAUGUUGUUGUUGAGCCUGGACACAUUUUGGCUGGUCAAACCUCCAUGUUGUCACGACCGCGUGCUCGAUCUGUUGGUCUACGUAAAGGGUCAUCUCCAGAUCCCCCAGCUCUGUCUCCUGGCGAUUCAACACCAGGCUCCAAGCCAUCCGCCAUUCCGAAGCCUCCAAAAAACAUGCGGACCAGGGUUGUACGACCUGGCGUAUCCCUGAUUCCUUCGCUGUCGCGAAUUCCCCGAUUGACUCGACGAGAUUUGCCUACGGCUUCUCGAGAGGGUCCGGUUCGGGAGGAAAAGAAAUCAAGUGCAUCAAAGCCUUCAUCAGCGGAGGCCACGCAGAGAAGUUACAAAUAUCUGCCGGGGAGGUCAGUGCAGACUUCAACUUCCAGCGCGAUCUAUGGCGAUGAGUCGAGGUCCCAUCAAAGGACGUCCGAUCCAAGAUCUACGGAAACAUUGUUACGAGAAAUCCAACCUUUCUCGACUGAUCCAGCUUCGUGCCCUCCUAUGACACGUCAGAGGCCGUCGAAGUCAUCACCACCUGAUUUAAAUCGCCAGGUUUCAACGAUCAAGCACAUUCGCCAACCUGAGAAGUUCAGCAACAAUCAUCCUACAACAACGCCAGAGAUUAUCAGCGACAACCAACGAACAGCAUCGUCUGAGGGGCUUCAUACCUCAUACAUUCCAACCAGUCCUCCAGCACUGCAUAGUAACGAUUUCUUAUUUGAAUAUGCUGAAGACUAUGCAUCCAUGGGGGAAGAUUCAGCGUCAACCUGGCUAUUUUCACCAUCCCUUAGCGCUUUGCCUUCUCCUGAGACGUCACCUUCUCGCACGCCUCCUUCCUGUUAUGGCGAUCAGAGUUCGUUUUUGGAGACCAACAUGUGGAGCAGCAUACCCACCUCACAUAAACCAAGGGGAGCAGAACCAGAAAAUUCGACCGAACAGGAAUGCCUUCAACUAGAUGCAGGCCGUCUGCCAUCUGGAGACAGGGUGCUCAGGAAGCCUGCCGAUGAUCAAUCCGGUAUUCCUGAUGCCAUUGAGACUGAUGCUGGGGCUGAGCAUAAGGCGGGUAUACAAUCUGCUCCCUUGGGAAAGAUGUUAUCGUGUGAUGUGUACAAGACACGUCAAUCUGGAGAGCUGGUUGCAUCAGAGUUGAGACAUUUGGUUUUGCCUUCACGAGACCGUUCAAGCAUCAGAAGAACCAGAGGUAGCAGCUGCAGUGCAUGGUCAAUUGGUGAGCUGACAGAUGAGGAGAGGUUGCUGCUUCAACUCAUGGCAUUGCAGAGGCGCAGCAGCGAGUUUGAUACGAGAAUGGCCAACAUGAGGGAACAAAGUGGACAAGCAGAGCACAGUGGGAAUCGAGGGAGUCACUCUGUUUCCUUAUCCCAAGCUGAGUACGAAAUAGAUGAGGCACCACAAAGCGAAGAUGGUCUUCAUCAUGUUGACAAUACAACUCAACGAACAACUAUUGCAGACUCACUAGAUCCUUCAUCACUUCCGCCACACUCUCGAUCCACUCCCCCUCCACCUCCCCCUCUUCCUUCUUCUUUACCUCCUCUUCCUCCUCCUCCUCCUCCUCCUCCUCCUCCUCCUCCUCCUCCUCCUCCUCCUCCUCCUCCUCCUCCUCCUCCUCCUUCUCCUCCUCCUCCUCCUCCUCCUCCUCCUCCUCCUCCUCCUCCUCCUCCUCCUCCUCCUCCUCCUCCUCCUCCUCCUCCUCCUCCUCUUUGCAGUGAUUAUUCAGAGAUCAUUCAGCCAGGCGACAAACAACCCUUUGAUGACUCGCUGGCCGAUGAUGGCCAGCUACAUCUGGUGUCAGCUGGUGGUGCCAGAAGAAGUGAGACUGGGAAACUCCAUGAGCCAACGUCGCUUUCCACAUUAUUUGAUGCUGCAUCAGACUGCACAAGAGGUGAUGAGAUGACUUGCGAUUCUCCUUUGCGGCUUGCAACAGUUCACGAAGCAGAGUUUUCAAAUCAAAAUGAAGCUGCAUGUCUAGCUGACAUGGUACUCAAUGAUGUCGAUGCACCCAAAACCCCCUGCAUGGAUGACAAAAGCACUGCUGAUGGCUUGCUAGCAAGUCAAGCUGAAGAUUUAUAUGAGAAUUAUGCUGAUCCGUUACGAUCCCGUGAAAGCAAGGAUGUUCACGAGAACUCCAUUGAUGAUAUGCUAACUCGUCCAACUGAGACCCGGGAUCUGAGUGUAAGUGCUGUGUUACAACAUGAAUGUGACGACUUUUAUCAACAGCCAGCAUUUACGGUUACGGGGUGCCAAACAUUUGAUGCAGAAGAAGACGGCAUAGAAGAGAACGGGCAACUACAUUCUCCUGUACAUGCGAUUGCGGGCUCAGAUUCAGAGCUAUUUCCAUCACUGUCAAAAACGGCAGACAUUGUGAAGCCGAUUGAAAAGUCUAAUGAAAGCGAUACUGCUUUUCCUGAAUCCGGGCAGCUCCUUGAGGCUCUUCUGCAGAAUUCCACAGCGAAGCUGACUACGGAGGAUCACAAUAACGAUGUGUUGAAGAAUCACUUUGGUGAUCAACAGCUUCGUAAGCCAGCUGGAGAGUCAGUGCAGCUCGCAAUGUCAAUGAUGUCAACUGAUUCAGAACCAGAAUGCCCGGGUACAAGUGUUUCUCCGUGGGUUCAGUACACAACCAGCAAGGAUGUGGAACCAAGUGGGCUGGUUUCGGGUUACAAUGCCCGUACAGAAAAAUCGUUGACAAACGAAGCUGAUGGUCCCGAGAAUAAUUCUACAAGUGGCUUGCCCGCCAGUAAAAAUGAAGGUCUCCAUAAGCCAAAGUCAGAAGUCAUGGCUGACCACAUGAUCGGCACAAAUGAAGAUGUCAUACAAGGAAAUUCAAAUCUGUCCGAGACUUCUGUGGAGACCGAUGACAUUGUUGAAGUUCGUGGCACCAAACCAAGUGAUUGUUUGGGUUUGGAGGGGCAUCAUCUGGAUGAGCUGAAUGAGAGCGCUUGUCGAGAUGUUUAUACUAAACGGUUGAAGACCUCUGUGAUCUCAAGAAACAAUGCCUGUGGAGGUUCCCUUCAGCCCACUUGCCGCAUGUCACUUGAUGAGUGGCUAGGAUCGGGAUCUCGUUCAGAUAUUAAGGAACUUGUCGAGGGCCAGCAUCUGGAGCAGCAAUCUGUGCCCCUCGCUGGGAAAUCGGGUACCGAUCAAGAUAAACUCAUUGAUGUUCCCAGAUCCCCAUAUGCUGAGUCAGCAAUUCCAGGUUUAUGUGUAUCGAGGCCUCAAACUGUCAACAGCAAUGAUAGCUCAUCUCAGAAUCAGGUUCCCGUGAAGUCGGAUGGUACAAACGUGGAAGAAAUCCGUGUGGAGGCCCUUGAAUCACCAUCUAUGCCAGAAGUGGUGGCAUCAGCAGUGCCCCUGGACUUGCCAUGCCACAAAUCAGCUACUACACAGUUGCUGGUGGACG